CUGUUAAUUUUAAGUCCACUGCGCAACUCCAACUGCCGUAAUAAGGACACUAUUGUUGUAAUCGCGCAUUGUGCAAUAAAUGCAGAAAGUAUUCUGUAUGUAAAAAAAAAUAAUUUACUCGAUCUGUUAAAUGAAUAAAGUACAUCUUUUUGCUAUUUUUCCACUCAACUUUCUAUUUGUCUCGAAGCGGGAAAUUUUACGACAUACCAUAAGUGUCGUAUGCUCAUGACAGACCGAAACGACAAAUGUAAACAACGGGAAAUAAAAUGGUUUUCAAAACAGAAAAGCGGAAAAAGCGAGAUGAAAAAGUGAUUGCCUCCACAAGAAGAAGAUGGGAGAGGGAAAGACAAGGAGAGGCGGUAGUGUUGGAGCAUAGUUAUUCAAUACCAAGUAGGCCUAAAAUUCCCGACCUUAACAAUGUUGCAGUGGAAGAAGUUGUGGACUGUGCUUCAGACACUGACACAGAUGAUGAUAGUCAUCAUGAUACACAAGAACAAUCCAUCCCAUGGGACAGUGGACGUCAUAUUGUUGAAUUGGGAGUUCUCGCUAAUGCGCUGGCAGCGUGCAAGAACUGCUCCAGUCCACUUCAGCUGUCCCACACCACUUCAAUUAAAACUUACGGUCUUGCAGCUAUUUUAAAGGUUCCAUGUAGCAAUGCAGAUUGUAGAUAUUUGAACAAUGUCCCUACAGGAAAACAACAUGGAAAAACCCAUAUUUGGGAUAUAAAUACUAAAAUAGCAAAUGCUUUGAUUUAUGCCGGUGUGGGGGUUUCCCAAAUCAACAGCAUUUUGUCAGCUAUAAAUGUUCCCCCUGUUCAACAUAAACUGAUGAGUAAGAGGCAGACAGAAAUUGGACAGGCAGUGGAAAAAGUUGCACAAGAUUCUGUUCUAGAAAGCCUAGAAGAAGAAUGUGAUGCAACAGAAAGAGAAACUGGUCAGAGGGAGAUAUGUGUCUAG
This is a messenger RNA of Saccostrea cuccullata (small rock oyster), 956 nucleotides long. RefSeq lists its product as uncharacterized. The record is from RefSeq and is a predicted model, not a curated record. Bases 267 to 956 code for a protein of 229 amino acids. NCBI's taxonomy places the organism in Eukaryota, Metazoa, Mollusca, Bivalvia, Ostreida, Ostreidae. The transcript has 5 exons.